Molecule: messenger RNA, 7167 nt
Organism: Leptidea sinapis
Lineage: Eukaryota; Metazoa; Arthropoda; Insecta; Lepidoptera; Pieridae
Product: OTU domain-containing protein 7B-like
Exons: 11
Coding region: 209-1945 (578 amino acids)
Biological process (GO): protein K63-linked deubiquitination; protein K11-linked deubiquitination; protein K48-linked deubiquitination
Cellular component (GO): cytoplasm; nucleus
Molecular function (GO): zinc ion binding; DNA binding; K63-linked polyubiquitin modification-dependent protein binding
Source: RefSeq, a predicted model, not a curated record
CGAACCCAUCCGAGACAAGUUUUUUCAGUUUCAUGCGCAGCAUUACUUAGUUUAUUUAUUUGUAAAUAAGUGUACAUAAAUAUUUAUGAAUUUAUAAUUAAAUUAGCGCAAGUUUUCAUACAGUGAAACAAGUGCAAAUAACAUUAAGGAAUCUUAUAAAGCAUAGUUAUUAUCAAUCAAGUAUUUUGAACCAAUCUGGUUCAUCGCUAUGGUGAUGGAGGCUGACCCCAUCGCGGACAAACAUACAGAAGAUAGACUGCAGCAUCGGAGCAUAGCUGGCGGCGACGUGCAGCAUGCUGAGAGAACACUCAGCGCUCUGGACCUCAACAUGACGUACGGGGCGCCCUCCAACCUGGUCCUCACACCGGCGCCAGAAUGUCGUAAACUGUCCAGGGGUAUAUCGCGGGCCACAGACAACGAAGGCCUGGUGUGGGCGCUCCGUAGCAACACCGAGCCGGAGCUAAACAACCUCAGCUCGGACCACAUUCUGCUACUGCCCGAUAUAUCCGUGUACCCACCAGACUUCAGAGUAUUUUUGGAAAAGGACCUGCUGGAAACAGCUACGCUAAUUACCCUCGAGUCGGCCAAUAUCUUGAACUGGUGGCGCGGCAAGGUGGUGGGUGCUCCGCGGUUACUGCCGCUGGCUACUUCGGGAGACGGGAACUGUCUGCCUCAUGCUGCCUCGUUGGCCGCCUACGGCUUCCAUGACCGACUGUUGGCUUUGAGGACCAAAGUACAGGCGUUGUUGUGUGGAGAAGAGGGAGACGAUAUUACAAAGGCGAUCCGUCGCCGCUGGCGCUGGUCGGAGAGCGUGUGCCUGCGCGCGGCCGGCCUGGCGCUGUCGGAGGCGGAGUGGGCCCGCGAGUGGCGCCAGUCCGUGUCGGCCGCGUCGGCCGAGCCGCGGCCCGCGCUGCCGUCGGCCGCGCCGCACUACGCCGGCCUGGAGCAGCUGCACGUGUUCGCGCUGGCACACGUCAUGCGGCGCCCAGUCGUCGUGUUCGCCGACCACGCGCUGCGGGACUAUCGCGGUGAUCCAAUAGCGCCGAUACCCUUCGGUGGUAUCUACCUGCCCUUGGAGCUGGACCCAGCCACGUGCAGCAAGGCACCGAUCCUGCUGGCCUAUGACGCGGGCCACUUCUCCGCGUGCGUGCCCUGCGAGCCGUUGCCUGAUGAUGGAGCUAGAGUACCCUUAGAGGACGCUAUGCAGAACCCUCUUCCCAUCAGAUUCAGUGUAGACCCAGGCGAAGAUUUCCCCUGGGAUGUGGAACCUGACCAGAAGAUGAUCAACAAUCUGCUCCCUGAUGAGUUCCAGCGUUCGGCAAUGCUGGAGGCUUACUUGGACUUGGAGAGGGUUGAGUGUCUGACUCCUAGCCACCCCCCUGAGGAGUUAAGAAGGUCCUUGGACGCUCUUUCCACAAAGAGCUCGAAGCAAAUGAAUUCCGUGGCGAAGCAGUUCGGUAGUAUCGGAAGGUCGAUGAGCAGCAAGCUGAAGUCGCUGGGCUCCAUGGCCAAGCUGAGCAAGCUGAGCGGCAGUGCGAGCAGCCCGUCCGAGCUCAGGAGUGGCGGCCACGUGCUGUGCGGCCGCGUGCUGGCCGGCAGGGCGCCCGUGCAAGACGAGAUGGUGCAGAACUACCUCAACGAGGCCUGGCUCGGUUACACCAACCAGAAAACCCGUAAAGAGAGCGAGACAGCACCGAGUCAGCCGCGCUACGGGACCGGCCGCUCACAGUUCUACGCCGAGGCCGACUCCACCGCACACCAGCUCACCAAGACCCUCGCGACCAGAUCUGCGAAGCCCGCGCAGGACCGCACCCUGUACUUGUCCAAGUCCACGUUCUACGACGACCGCCCCCCCUCGCCCCGCCCGUGCCGCGCCCCCCUCUGCCUGUACUAUGGCAGCCCGGCCUACAACGACUACUGCUCGAGGUGCUCCAAACUGCACUAGCCGGAUACAGGAUGUUGUCGACUUUUUUUGCAAUUUAUGUUGUUGAGUUUGAGGCUCUCUUUUGGUAAGAAUGAAUUAUUUUCAUUACGCUUCAUGCUUAUUUGGGUACUCAUUUAGAUAUUAAAUAUUCUAUUGUAUAUCGAUACUUUAGUCACACAGUGUUACAAGCCUGAUAUUCUUAAUAUCAAAAUUAAAUUAUUAUUUAUACAUUUACUAGUUUUUUAUCGCUGAACAAUUGAUUAUAAAUGCAAUGUAUGUAUUAAUAUUUUUAGUGUGAAGUCUAAUAAGAUUUAUUAUUUUAUUGAAAAUAUAGCUUAUUGGAAGACAUAAAAAACAUUAAUUAAUUCUUAAAACUCACUGGAUAUAACUUCAUUUACAUACUCCAUUAUUUACAUUCGCCGAAUAUAACUUACGUAAAUUUAUUAUUUACAUAGCUUUUUAAUCAUUUCAAUAAAAUUUAAUAACAGUUUUGCCUAGUAACCCCUGACCCUGAAACUAGUAAAACCUGUAUCAUCGGGGUCAGCAAACAAAUUAAUAUCUAAUAAAGAUACAUUAUUUGUAUAUAUUUAUUAGCAGCUUAAUCAAACACAAACAAUAUUUUUUUUCGUAAUUAAAUACUUUUUAUGUCUUUGUAAUCGUUACCAUUUGGAAUUAUUUCUGCUUUCCCACGUAGUUAAAAACAAACGUAACAUAUUGAAGCGAAGCUUUUCAAAGGAAAAUUGAGCCGCUCGCCCCGCGGCUUCUAUCGAUUCGAUUUAAGUUACACGAUAUAAUAAAUGUGUAUACAGAAUGACAGCUGCUGCACCCUCUACACGACACACACACCUGAGGUGGUGGUCUUCUGUCUCGCUUUCACUCAAGUCAGUUUACGAGGCUGGCGUUGACUCUCUAUCUCUUUCUCUACUCAAUGCAUCCACGCCACUCACUUUUGAAAUUUGAAUAUCCGUUACGAUCAGCUGUUUCAUUAAUGCUUUCAAUCGAUUAUAAAUAAACCGUGUUAAUUGUCCAUCCCACCUUUUUCUAUUGAUUUUUUUUAUGCUUUAAACAAAAAUGCCUCGCUCCUUUCGGGCAUCCCUAGACUGCUCUGUUAUUUCAAAUUACAAUGUACUACUAAGUUUAGGCCAGAGUCUACUCGCCGUAAUCAUCUUGUGGCUGUAUCUACGAUGUUAGACAUCAUUAAGCCGCAGAUUCUUUCUAUUUCUGGGACCGUACCAUCAUAAUAAGCUCCAUAAGGUGUUAUGUCGGUAUGGUCUAAACAUGUCCAAAUGUCGAUCAACUGCACACGAAUGGCUCCUUUUGCAAGACUACUGUCAUACAGAGAGACUUCUGGAGGUCUUGAAAAUAAAAGUUAUUAUUAUUAUUAUGAUUAAGUUUUAAAAGUAAUUUUAACAACAAUUUCUAUUAGGAAUUGAUCAUUCUUAACUGAAUCCCACAGAAUAUCAGCCUUGUUACACUUUGUUACUGUGUCUAUAUUUUAAUUUUAUAAUCUCACAAAAUGUUUGUACGUUAUCUACGUUAACUAAAAUUUGUCACGAGUCAUUUGUUUAGAUACUUACCUAAUAGUAUUAACUUAGUAUAUAAGUGUUUGUGUUGAUUAGUUUUAUUUUUAAUUUGUAGAUUAUUUCCGAGCACUUAAUGUGCCAAAUGUUGCUUCCGAUUCAGCCAAGUUGCUAUACAAGUGGUAUUUUACCGUCAUAGUCAAACAGAAUAACGUUUGGUAUUUACUUAGAUGUUUUUGAACUACCUAAUAUUUACUUUACGACCGUAUUACGAUUAUAUUGUAGUAAUUAGAUAAAAUCACAUAAUAAUGAUAUUUUUGAACACAAUAAAUAAUGUAUUUUUUUACUAUUUGUAAAAAGGCAUAAUAGGCUUAUAUCUUACGCCACAUAUAGUAUCUAUAUAUAUUAAGUAAAAUGUAAACUUUUAUUGGGUGUUCAGUCUUAAGAAAGCGAAAGAUGAACUGUGUUCAAAGUCAAAGUGACAUGAAAAUUUUAUAUUGUUCCCGGAAAAGUGUAAUUAAAAUUAAGGUUUAUAUUUUAAACGAAUUCUUCAUAGAUACAAGAAAUUAUUAUUCAUGUAGAACUAUUGGUCGAGUCGAAAAAUGGAUCUUGAUUUUAGUCGACCACAUAGUGGUAAAAAUUUAUAACUUAUAAAAUUUAUUGUUUUUAUGUAAUCUUGGUGAGCUUCUUAACUUGUAAUAAACUAGUUCCUAUCACAAACGAUGAUAGUAUGUUACUUAUUUGACAGAUGCGUAAUAUUUUUUAAUUGCUAGCUAGCUAUAUGAUACUUGUACGGUUUAUUGGGUACAGGGUAGGUUACAUUUUAAGUAAUGUAAAACAUUUGCAAGGCGAAUUUAGAGUAUGGAAGUGUUAACGUUCGUUUCGCGAAGGUUCCCCUAAGUAGUGUCGGUAUUUUGUGCCUCAACAACGGGUCUGUGCUUAUCGUUCUCUGUUGUUCUGAACAAAACAACUUGGCGAGUAAACAGAGCUAUAGUUUUAAUGGAUAGAUCAUUUUGGACGCUCCUCAUCGUGUCCACGGACUUUUAAGUUUCAUUAAUGGCAUGCCCAUAUAGCUAACACAUAUUAUAGAACAGAAUAAAAUAUAUACUGAUAAAAAACCACCACUACACGAAAUAUAUAGAUAUAUUUCCUUAAUGUUUUAUUACAAUAAUUGCAUUAAUGUUAAAAAAAUGACUACUUAAAACCGUUUUGAAAGAUAAAGAAUAAAAAGGGCAAUCAAUAAAUAAUGUUUAAUAUAACAAGUAACAGAUGAUUAUAAUUAAUAAUGAAAAUAUAUAAAGCAAACUUCUGUAUAUACUUAUUGAAUCUGUGGAGAGUUGUAACUUUUCUUUAUAAAUAAAUCAUAAAAGUUAAAUAAAUAUCGCUAUGACAGCAGUAAUAACUAAAUAUCAAUAAACCUUGAUGGCUGUUAAGAAAUACUACAAAAUUAGAACUACUACGAAGUUAAGUUAAAUAUCGAAUAAAACUCAUAUUAAUUUUAUUAUAGUUAAAAUAAUAAAUUAAAUAAAUAUAAUAAUAAAUAAAAAAAAUAAAAAUUAUAGUUAAAAUAAUAAAUUUCGUCGCAAAGCAGUAAUAAUUUCGGUCAUUGACCUUUUUAAUGGUUGCCGAUCACACAUCAAUACAUCUAUGGAAGCGCGAAUUGGUAUUUGUAUGAAUGUGAGAAAUAAAUGUUUUCUGUAAUAUGGAAAUUAACAUUGCCAUAAUAAAAUGCAAAAUCAUAAUCGAUUGACGGUAUACAUAAAAUCUGGUUUCAAAAUAAUCUUAAAUUUAUAUCGAAUCCACCGUUAGUCGCUUCAAAUUUCAGAUAGGAGCAGAAUUCGCAUAAAACACAGAGAUAGGUAAUAUAAGGUCAAUGUCCGAAAUUAUUUGUGCUCUGCGACGGGGAUGUAGUAAAAAGUAUAUAUGACAGUAAUUAAUCUCAUGUUAGACACAAUAAUGUCAAAAUGACACGCUGUUUUGUUUAACAUCCCAGAGAUUCACAUUGUGAGUCGCAAAUAAAAUAUCUUCGAGCAUGUCCUAGUAAUCAUGUAGUAAGUAUCCAAUCAGUCUACCUCGCAAUUCAUUGAAUACUUUUUAGAAUUAAUGCCAUCGGCUGUGGCCUUAAAAAAAAGCAAUAUUUGUACUUAAAUCUUUUGUUUUAGCUGCAAAAGCAAAGCGUUGAAACCUAUAAGAUCCUGUGUAAAGUAUAUUUAAAUUUUUCUGAAUUAAUUGUUUUUUUAAAUCUUGUUAAUAUCGACAGGAUUAACUAAAUCUGAGCUUAAAAGAGCGUUCUUCCAAUGUAACUGUAAAUAUAUUAUGUUGUGUAACCUUGUUAUGAAUACAGGUUUUAUAUUGUUAUUACACAAAUAAAGUUUGAAAAACAAAAUUUUAUGAACGAUGCUGGAUUCGAACCCACGACCUCCGGCGUUCCGUGCCGGUGCUCUAACCAACUGAGCUAAUCGUUCAUAAAAUGUUGUUUUUCAAAUUUUAUUUGUGUAUUAAUCCUAGAAGAGAGGGUUAUCACUUUAAAAAACGUAACAUAUUGUUUUGAUACUGUUAUUUUUUUUUCUAGUCCCUACAAUGUUGAUUUAGUGGUUUCUGGUUCAGAUAAUUCGAGCCUUGGUGACAGUUUUCAUAAUCUUCCCGAUAAUGAUCCACAAGCUCCUUCGUCUUCCUAUAACACAAAAGUAACAGGAAACGUAGAUUAUCUAUAAAUAAAUACCUAAUUACAAAUAAAUCCAAAUAUGUAUGUUACCAAAAUAAUACGCUUUUGUCGCAAGGUAGUUUUUGGCUAUGUUUUUUAAAAAUAUAUUAUCAAUGUUGUUUAUGAUUAAAUUGUUAAUCCGCAUAUCUGGACUAACUGCAAUGUAUUAGUUAUAUUUAAGUCAAUAAUUUACUCUAAAUCCCACCUCAUUUGUUAACAUUGUAACUUCAUCUUAUGGUUUGUUUCUAAUGCAGGUGAAAAAUGGCAACUUUAAUAAAAAUUUAAACAUUAUUAAGAAAGUUGAAUACAAUCAUGCGUUCACUGGACAGUAACAAGGUUUUAUAUAUAUAUAAUUAUUAUAUAAAGCAAAUAAAUGCUUUAUAUUUUUAUUUUUAUUCGAAUUCCUAAACGUCAUUUCAAAUUCUUUUAAUUGCACGGCGCUUGAUUUUCCUAGUGUUAAUGUGAAGGAGAAAUAAAGGUGUUCGCAGGAAUGCGACAAGGAAAGACAGUACCGUGUAAGUGACUGAUAACGCAGUGAUAAUUAUAUUUUACAUAUUAAAAUAUUCGUCCAUAGUUCUCCACAAAUAGUGUCCUAAACAUGCUCCUCUUUUCGAAUUUCUUAACGAACUUCAGUCCUAGUGGUUAGUGAUACCAAAUGGAAUUAUAUAAUAUAUUUAAUUAUAUUAUAUAAUAUUCGUGGCCUGUUUUUAUCAGUUAGAGACUAUCUAGACGUAUAAAUUAUCUUACAUGAAUACCCUAUUAUAUACCCUAGAUUUACCUGCAUUAGAAUCCGACUUAACAUUAACGCCUUAUAGAUCUGUGAAAAUUAACUGAGAUUAUAUGACAAUGUUAAUAAUGUACUUGUAAAGAAAUAUAUAUUAGUGUUUUAAUAUUAACCAUAUUAAAUAAUAGCGAUAGAGUGAAAUGUUAUAUUUUUUCAUUAACGUGUAUAGAAAUAGGGUUUGCAUAUCAUGUUUCUAGAAAUUAUAAGCGGUUGCUAAUUAAAUUGUUUUAUUUUA